Molecule: messenger RNA, 1205 nt
Organism: Trichophyton rubrum CBS 118892
Lineage: Eukaryota; Fungi; Ascomycota; Eurotiomycetes; Onygenales; Arthrodermataceae
Exons: 1
Coding region: 114-476 (120 amino acids)
Source: RefSeq, a predicted model, not a curated record
GAAGAAACACUGAAGGGUGUAACUGAUUGAAGGGAGGAGGAAUGCGUCGCUGGCGAUACCGCCAUUACUUCGGUGUGAGGUAGAUCAUCAACGCUGUUUUGUUGAUGGCCUGAAUGAAAGACCCGGAUUGGUUGACAUCAAAGGAACGACAUGCGUGUGGCUUGUCCUCCCAAGUCACCCGUGUGAGAGGCGGCUACUGGCAUGCACUGUGCAGGCCUGGGCCAUGUGGAGGACAUGGUUCGUACCAGCUACGCCAUCCUACACACAAAGUAAACGCGAUGAAUACGGACUCAUUUGGAGAAAACUACCCGGCCCAAGUAAGUACUUUGUCUUUCACACCGCCGGCUUCCAUGACUCAUCAACUUGCUAUCUCAGGUGGCCCGAGAACUACGGCUCAUGGUCUCCUGCCAUCAGGCACUUGCACUUGGCCACACCAAGAGCGCAGAGGAGAUCCUGAUUCCUCCGGAAGAGAAUAAAUGAUUCCUCAUGGUAGAGCUACAGAGUUCUAACUGGAGAUUCUCCAUGGGGAGCGGAAGUACCCGCACAAGGCAAUCCUUUAACUAACCAGCUUGUUAACUAGUUAGUUAACGUAUCGACCUUUUUCUUGUUAUCGCCGCACCCUUAGACACCACCUGUCAAACUACCAAUAAUGUGCCACCUGUUAGAGUAAUAAUACACCUGAAGAUGUGAGCCAGUCUUUUUUGUCAUUCAUCGCCAAAUUCCACCUUGGCAAGUGGAGCAGCUUUCCGCCCUUCGAGAUAGCCGGCAUUAGCCCCUUGAAGAGAGCAAAGGAUGACUCGUACUCCGUAUGAUGUUCAUAUCUCCAACUUCGGCUGCAGACAAAUACGGAGCGGCCAUUGUGAUAGGAUGUUACAGCCUCCUGCGAAGUCGUUCACGGUAGGGUCGUUAGAAUUGCUUUUCUCGGUUGUCCAACCAUGACCCGGUUGUCCGACUAGUUAUCAAGUGAACUCCGUACGGACUUCAGCCGUGUGAGCAAGUCCGAACACCCACCAAGAAAUCGAUUUUUGCUUGACUCACAAGUCAUAUUUUCACAGGCUGGAGCCGCAUCGUCAGUGAAUACAGCCUCAUCCUAGAGCGAAUAAACAGCGAACACUCUGCCGUUCUCCGUAUAUCGACAUGCGAAUGAAAUAUCAACAAUUCGAAGCAGAAGAGAUCCAGAAUCUUCCCAAAGAGGAAAGGUCAUC